Messenger RNA from Amblyraja radiata (thorny skate), 7317 nucleotides. It is a transcript of the gene slc7a2, whose product is annotated as solute carrier family 7 member 2. Gene Ontology annotation, molecular function: L-ornithine transmembrane transporter activity; L-arginine transmembrane transporter activity; L-lysine transmembrane transporter activity. Lineage: Eukaryota; Metazoa; Chordata; Chondrichthyes; Rajiformes; Rajidae. The coding region runs from base 182 to 2143 and encodes 653 amino acids. Gene Ontology annotation, cellular component: plasma membrane. The record is from RefSeq and is a predicted model, not a curated record. Gene Ontology annotation, biological process: L-ornithine transmembrane transport; L-arginine import across plasma membrane. The transcript has 12 exons.
GGCGGCGGCAGCGGCGGGGAGAGUGUGCACGUGGCCUAGCUCCCUGACUUAUAUCUGGCAGCGAGCGCACUGUCGACCAAACAUUUUUGCUGCCGAUCGUCGACACUCGCCGAGCGCUGCAACGCUACAGCCCGCUGCACGCCUGUGACUCGCUUCUUUGCUGCAGCUAUCCUCAUCAAAGAUGAUACAUUGUGGCCCUAUGCUGUCUUUCACUCGAUGUUUGAUUCGUAGAAAAAUUAUAUCCCAGAGUGGCCUUGAAGAUUCCAAGCUAUGCCGCUGUUUGACCACCAUAGACUUGAUAGCGCUGGGAGUUGGCAGCACUCUCGGCGCUGGGGUUUAUGUUCUUGCUGGUGAGGUUGCAAAAUGGGAUUCUGGGCCCAGCAUUAUCAUCUCCUUCCUAAUUGCAGCCUUGGCUUCAGUGAUGGCAGGUCUGUGUUAUGCAGAGUUUGGAGCUCGUGUUCCAAAGACUGGUUCUGCAUAUCUGUACAGUUACGUGACUGUUGGUGAACUCUGUGCAUUCAUCACAGGCUGGAAUUUAAUUCUUUCUUAUGUCAUUGGUACAUCAAGUGUUGCCAGGGCAUGGAGUGGUACCUUUGAUGAACUUCUUGGCAAACAGAUCGGAAUUUUUUUUGGCACCUACUUCAGGAUGAAUUCACCAGGAUUGGCAGAAUACCCUGACUUCUUUGCUGUGUGUCUGAUAUUACUAUUAGCAGGUCUUCUAUCAUUUGGUGUAAAGGAGUCUGCUUGGGUCACCAAAGUAUUUACAGCCAUCAACAUUGUGGUUCUUACAUUUGUUAUGAUUACGGGGUUUGUGAAAGGAGACCCGGAGAACUGGAAGAUCAGUGAAGAAGCUCUCAUAAAUUUCACAGUAAUCACAAGCAAUUUGUCAUCUGCGGAGAAUGUCACCAGCAUUUAUGGUGUGGGUGGUUUUACACCAUAUGGAUUAAAUGGAACAUUAGCUGGUGCUGCAACCUGCUUUUAUGCCUUUGUUGGGUUUGACUGCAUUGCUACCACAGGUGAAGAGGUGAAAAAUCCCCAAAAGGCUAUUCCCAUUGGAAUUGUGACUUCACUUUUGGUGUGCUUCCUGGCUUACUUUGGAGUUUCAGCUGCACUGACCCUCAUGAUGCCUUACUACCUGCUGGAUGCUAGAAGCCCACUUCCUGUGGCCUUUGAAUAUGUCGGCUGGGGCCCUGCAAAAUAUCUGGUUGCUGUGGGAUCUCUUUGCGCAUUGUCAACAAGUCUGCUUGGUUCCAUUUUCCCCAUGCCUCGCGUAAUCUAUGCUAUGGCUGAAGAUGGGUUGCUUUUCAAAGUUUUAGCCCGCAUCAAUUCUAAGACGAAGACUCCAGUUGUUGCCACAAUAUCGUCAGGUUUGGUUGCAGCUGUCAUGGCAUUUUUCUUUGAUCUUAAAGCCUUGGUGGAUAUGAUGUCCAUUGGGACACUCUUGGCGUACACUCUAGUAGCAGCAUGUGUACUUCUCCUCAGGUAUCAGCCAACUUCAUUCUACAAACAAAAUAAUUGUUCAGACGGAGAGAACCUUACAGCUGAGGAGGAUGGUGAAUUAGAUGGAAAUGCAUCAGAGUCCCAUUUGACUGUGCUCAAAGAACAAGAUCUCAGCUGUUCAUUGCUGCUGAAUCCCUCACUGGUUCCAACAGAACAGACAUCAGCAGUGGUAUAUGGAUGUGUGGGGUUUAUAACUGUCACCGUUUGUGCAUUGAGUGCACUGAUUACUUAUGGCAAUGAAGCAAUACUUUCUCUGGUUCCCUGGAGCAUUGGUCUUCUUGCAAUAUUCCUGCUCGUGUUCGGUGUCGCUGUUUUCAUCAUCACAAAGCAACCUCAAAGUCAGACCAGAGUGGUAUUCAUGGUGCCAUUCUUACCAUACCUGCCUGUUCUUAGCAUCUUUGUCAACGUUUACUUGAUGAUGCAAUUGAGUGGAGGAACCUGGAUCCGAUUCUCUAUUUGGAUGAUUUUUGGAUUUGCUAUCUAUUUUGGUUACGGCAUUAGACACAGCGUGGAAGGCCAGCAAGACAAUGAAUCGGUGCAGAGUGAAACUGAGAACACAAAAAAUAUAGAAGGAAUGGAUGACAAUGAUAUGCCAACUGAACUUGACCAAUUUAUUCAUCAUGAAAAGACAAGUGAAUGUUAGCUUUGGCAUGCGGUUUGCCUCCCCUGACAUAUUUGUGUUUUCAUGAGCAGUGAAGCUGUAUUGACUUUGGUCUCAGAAUUAUGUCAAAGUUCUGUACAGGGACAACCAAUGAUUUUUUUUUUUUAACAACAAAUAAUCUGAGCUUGCCCAUGCAGGAACUGAAGUGUGUUUGCUGAUUACCUGCAUGUACCUCGAUGCUCUUUUCAGUGUCACCAUGAUUGAUUUACACUCAUCAAAAUAACGUUGAAUGAAAAUCUAAGUAUUUUUUACCCAUAACAGAAAGAUCUUGGCGAUGAGACAAGACUAUUUAUUGGGACAUGAGCAAUGGUGUAAGAUUUUAAUUUCCAAUUUGUGAUACAUUCUUUUUCUAAAAAAUUAUAAAUUAGAAGAACAUCUUUUAAACACUUGGCAGUAUAAUGCAAAGGUUGUAUUACUGGCCUUAAAACAUAGGUAUGAGAAUAAUCCAGUUACAGGAUCAUACUAAACUUUUUGCAUUCAGUUCCUUUUAGAAAAGACUCUAUGUCGUAGCUAGGUUUAGAAACAAAUGGGAAGGAUGAGAGAAAAGAAAGUGUAGGGCAUAUUUUUUAUCCAUUUACUAAACUCAGGAAAAUGUUUGGUACUCUAUAACAUUCAAUCCUCCAAUAACUCAUUAACUGCAAAUCCUCUCGGGCCACAAUCUGAUAUUAGAUCUUUCUGGGACUAAAUGGUUUAUAAUUUAGAAAAAUGUAUCACGUAUAUCCGAAAAUGAGAACCAUACAUACCUCUAAACUAACAAAGCUAUACAAAUGAUGUUUACUGUGUAAAAGUGUUGACAAAUCCUUAAGGGAUGUUUCUAUCAAUUUUAUAAUGCUAUAUUUUUGUUUAAAAACACCUGAUUUUAGUUCACCAUAUAUGGAAAUGAAUAAAUACUGUGAAUUGCCAGCCUCCCAGCUCAUGUGGUGAUCAGUUAAAGUAAUUUCACCUUAAAACCAAGAAAUAAGAUUAAGAGUGGUCUGUCAUUCAGCCUUGUCCAAUUGUUUUAACAAUUCUGGCAUUACUAGUGGCAUGGAAUAAUAAUGUUUCAGGAAAAUUCAGCAAUUUUGUUUCCUGAUAUCUACUGUUACCACAAUUAUCAGUAAACCACCAGUGAUAGAGGGAUAUUUUUGCUGAGAGGUUUGAUGCUGAGAGGUUGAUCAUUUUUAAACAUUAUAUAUUAUUCAUCAAUCCAUCAAACGGCAGAUUCUUACAAUUGGUGGCUAAUGAAACAUGCAAGUAAUUUUCUACCUUUAACACAGAUAGUAAACUGCUGUUUGCUGCCAGUUAUAAUAUUUGAUUUUCAUUGGGUAUGUGUGGUGGAUGGUUGAUCCAUUAACAUGUUUUUGCAAAAUAAAAUGAAAAUACUCUUGACUUUUAUUGAGGUGUUACUGCCUAGAAAUCCAUCCCUGUCAAGAGUUCUAAAUAUCUAUGGAGCGAAGGUAAUAGGCAACGUUUCAGGUCGAAACCCUUCUUCAGACUCUUUUGGGUGCAGGAGGUAGCACCAAUGCAGUCAGCGGUGUAGCGAAGGUAGAGUUCGGGGAUAGGGCCACGGUACGCCUAGGACAAGGAUUGUUCGACGUACCCUACAAAGAGGCAGACAUAGCUAGGGCCCAUGAGCGUACCCAUAGCAACGCCUUGUAUUUGGAGGAAAUGGGUGGAGUCAAACGAAAAGUUAUUAAGGGUAAGGACCAGCUCCGCGAGGCGGAGGAGAGUAUCAGUAGACGGGGCUUGGUUGGUUCUGCGGACGAGGAAGAAACGGAGGGCUUUGAGACCCUCCUGGUGGAGGAUGGAGGUGUAGAGUGACUGGACAUCGACCCGAAAAAGUUGCCUAUUUCCUUCGCUCCAUAGGUGCUGCCUCACCUGCUGAGUUUCUCCAGCAUUUUUGUCUAUCUUCGAUUUUCCAGCAUCUGCAAUUCCUUCUUCAACAAGAGUUCUAAAUAUAUUGCGUUUUAUUCCACCUCUAUAAUCUAUACCACUGACUUCAAAGUGCAUUUGGUGGUGUUGAUGGAGUGUGAAUUUUUAGGCAACUGUCUUCCACAAUUACUAACUAACUUAACACAUUUUGUGAUACAUUUCAGGUGACCAUGAACUUCAGUAGAGUUUUUAAUAAAGAAACAUUUUUUUCUUGUGCUAAAGGAGGGUUCUGGUACAUUAGGGGAAAAAACUGCCAAUCCCAAAUAUAACGGUGACAAAAUAACUGGUGAAGAAUUUUUAAGAAUCCUGACUAAGUUAAAAUAUUUUAAAAAUUAGUCUCCACAUGUUUCACAAUAUGAUUAAACUGUUCUCAAUUGUAAUUAAUAUUGGUGAAAUUUGAAUCUGAAUCUGAAGUACUGUUUUCACUGCUCAUUAUGCUGAAACACAAAAUAUGCUGGGAAAGAAAUGCCUAAAUUCAUUUUAUUUUGCCAAAUUAAUCUUGACUAGUUUGCUUUAUUUUGAAAAAAUAAUGAAGCGUUAAAGAAACUGAAUUAUAAAUAAUUGUAAUGAAUUCACAAUGCUGUUUAAUUACUACGUAUAAUAGAGCAAUAUUUUUGUGUACUUUGAUGAAUUACAGUUCAUGGAGCCAUUUCAAGAAGAUAGAACUAAUUUAAACAAGACUUCACUAGGUGAAGGAUUUAGAUUAGACAAACACUGGCCAAAGUAUAUUUUAGUUGAUAAAGCAUUUAUAUGUUCAUUGUAUAUAUGAUGUAGAUUUAUUUCAAUUUAACUAUGCAGCUGAGAACAUGUUCCCUCGUGUAAAUGAGUGUGUGUUGGUGUAUCAAUGACUCUCCCUGUGGUGAGUUCCCAUUCUCAAUCACAUCAUCAGAAAAAGUGGAAGGGAAGGCCCAAGUUGGAUAAUAGGACAGUGUUAAACCUCCUUGUAAGGGCUAUGGGGAAUGCCUGUGAGACCUGCCAAUGAACAGUUUAGUCACCUGUUCUUUGACCUGGACCUAGUAAAUCACCUAGGGUAAGAACAUUAACAAGAUAUUUUAAAGUAUUUUAAGUAUAUCUUAUCUGAUUUCUUUAUUCAUUUAAAAGAUGCUGCCAUUGCUGGCAAGGCUGGUAUUUAUUUCCUAUUGUAUUUGCUUUUGAAAAGUUUGUUGUGAGCCAGCUUCGUGAAUUAGUGUAGUCCUAAUGGUGAGGUCCAUCAUUUAGACCCAACAACAGAGGAUCCAGCAAUAUAUUUCUAAAUCAGCAUUCAAAUAAACAGAUACAAAUUAUGAAAGCUUUGAUCUAGCAUUGUCCUGCAGACCAUGUUAACUAUGCAACUUCAGACCCCACGUCUCUGCGUAACUCUUCAAUGAAGGGUUUGUACAAUUCCCAAUGUAAAGCUAGCCGUGGCAGUUAAAGAUCAUCAAAUUUUAAGUGAUUGAAUUUUUUUUUUUGAUUUGUACUAAAAUUGCAUUUGAGCAGAUAUGCAAUUGCACAAAUAUUUUAAGCUAUUUUCAAAAAUCUUUACAUCAGAUCGUUGUAUUUUUAAAUAGAAAAAUAGUUUAUUUGUUCAGAGAUAUUAAUCAGUAUUUUAUAUAUUUUAAACUUUUGUUAUCCCCUCCGUUCUUAUCUCCAGAAUUGAGAGGGAGAGGUUUAUUGAUCAUUGAGAUUCCAGAAAGAGCAGGAACUCCCUCAAACCCUUUAUUUCUUCUUCGCGAAAUCCUCAAUUUUUUCACUUCUGUAAAGCUCCAUCUCCAAAGGAAAUCUACAAAAGUCUAUCCCUGUUGGGAGAAAAGACUUUUGAGGGCAAAAAUUCUGAACCAAGAUUUUAUUUUUUCUUCUUUUCUCACUGUAUGGAAAUCGUGGGUCAAAUCAUUCCACGUAAUUUAUGAUCUUGAUGAGUUUGAGCUUGACAAUCUCCCUCAUUGAGGGUGUUCCUGGGUGGACUGUUAUGAAGCGGGGAGGAGGGUAGGAUUCUGAGUAAAUAAGAUCCCUCUCCUAUUAAAGACCCUUGGAGUCUAUAUUUGAAGGUCAUUACCUGAAGGGAAUCAAAUUCUCCUGAGGGAUGGAAAAGGCACAUGUGGGAAAGUACUAAAAGUAGUUAAAUGACAUUUAAGAAAAUAGGAAAGGGUUUUGAAUUUUUUUGAAGACUUCAGAAUGUCCCAAAACAUAGAGCCAAAGAAAUAUUUAUGUUAGAAGAACUGGCAAGCAACUUAAUCAAGGAAAGAUCACAAGGAGAACAAAUCUGUUCUUUGUAGAGUGCCAUUGAAAGUAUUUCUCAUAGACAUCAUCCUUUAAAAUGCAUCCCCCACCUACCGCACCAAGAUGUCAGCCUAGAUAGUUGCUCAAGUUUCUGGAAUCAAUCCUUGCCUAUAAAUUUCAGAACUGCUGACAAAACAUUGAACUAAUUUUGCCACUUGCAAUUAUUAAUUAAGCAGAGGUUCCAUACUUCAUCACACACUGUGCUAUGUGAUAGCAGUGAAGGAAAAAGCAAUUGCUGUAAUUGGUUUCUGUAUCUCCGCUUCGAUAAGAAAUUUGAUCUAUAUAGAGUUUCUACAUGCAAUCAUUGUUUAACAACAUUUUCUAAAAAUAUGUGUUCUAAUAGCUGAAUGGAAUUCACAUAUAGUUCUCCUGUGAUCAAAUAGGUUUCCAAUACUGUGAAAUCUGAUAUUGUCUGCCUUAAUGUAGGGAAUUUCUGAAAAUAUUACAAGCAAAAUGCUGGGAGUAUAAAGUGGACAGCACUGAUCAAGAAAGAAAAAAACAGAACUUGUAGUGUGGGUUUUUUCCUGCCUUCUUAUCCCAGAAUCUGAUAAAAUUGCUAUUUCUAUAAAUAUUUGAAGAUGACUGACUGAGCUUAGGUUGCUGAGAGUGCCCAGUAAAUUCAGUGCCUUCAGCAUACAGGGAUUGUGAAUAGUCUUGCAAAAUUUAAAAUUUGCUGCCUAAUUUGGAAAGUUCUCUUUCAAAACUAGCUGAAUAUUUAAACUAUUUACAUUAUCCAUAGAGAUCCAUUAUCCGUUGAGAUAAUUUAUUUUGGUAAUUUAUACAACUUAGCUGUAAUGUUGACAAAAAUAAUAAAGUUACCUCCCUAAUAAAGAUAUUUAAAAAUAGGACAUCCAUGGUGGCAAUAAUGAAAAAAUAAUGUGCUUGAUCAAUGUACUUUAAAUAAAUUGUAUGCAUAUUCUUAUUCUACUCAACAAAUGUCUACUACUUUGUAAUAAAAUUAGUAUCCUGUAUUUCUAAUACAAUUACAG